UGGACGCGGAGGGAGACGCUCCCGGGAAGUUAUUGUCGCGUCCCUUGGCGCCCGGCGCCGGACGCGGCUCGGAAUGGUCGCGAGGUAGUGUCGAGAUGUCGUGAUGGCUGGGAGGCCUGGGCUUUCGGGCUCGGAGCUGGAACCCGACUCGGCAUCUCCACCUCCGAAGAAGCGGAAACAGACUCUAACGAAAGAAGGUGCUUCCUCUGAUAGUAAAGAACCAGAAGUUGAAAGUCUAGAAAUCAUUCAGCCAGAUAAGCCAGAUAAGCCAGAGUGUUCUUUGGAAACUGGCAGUUCUAGGUUACAUGCAACGACAGCUAUCGCUUCUGAAACACAAUGCAAACAGUCGGUAACCAUUGAAACUGAGCCGAGAGACAAACCAGAGCCCAUAGGUGAAGAAAAUAUUAAGACGUCGCUUCUUCCAAGUGCUGGAACAUCAACCGCAACUGAGGUCAUGUCUCUUCGAAUAUGUCAGAAUCCUUCUUCGGGGUCUUCGAUUCAGGGAAUUAUUGCUGGAGGAUCUGAGUCUACUGCGAUAAGUCUUAGCGGAGAGGUUGUCGAAGGAGAGAGCACGAGUCAAGUUCAAAGUCCAUUGGUGGGUGAACAUGCCCAUUACCAGGAACUGUCACUAAUCGGAAACGGGGCCUAUGGCACAGUUUACAAAGCAAAAGAUCUUACCAGUGGUCAGGUCAUUGCACUUAAGAAAGUGAGGGUCCCCUUAACGGAGGAUGGUUUGCCAACGUCCACCCUGAGGGAGAUUGCUGCUCUCAAACAGCUUGACCGAUUCGAGCACCCCCAUAUAGUGAAGCUCUUGGAUGUCUGCCAAGGCAACUACCUUCAGUUACCUUCCGGAGAUGAGAGAUCAGAGAGGAUAGAUCGAGGCUUAACCCUGUGGCUCGUCUUCGAACACGUGGAACAAGACCUGGCUUCUUACAUGUCUGGUUAUGCCCAAACAGGAAUACCUCCACAAAUCGUUCGGCAGAUGUCAAAGGAGAUUUUACUAGGUGUAGAUUUUCUUCAUACUCAGAGAAUUGUACACAGGGACCUGAAACCUCAAAAUCUCCUGGUGACGAAAGAGGGCAGAAUCAAAAUAGCCGAUUUCGGCCUUGCGAAGACCUAUGAUUUCGAAAUGAGGUUGACCUCCGUAGUUGUCACUUUGUGGUAUCGAGCUCCAGAAGUUCUGUUAGGAUGCCCUUAUGCCACGCCAGUUGACAUUUGGUCCGUUGGUUGCAUUUUGGGUGAGUUGAACAGGCUCGAACCAUUAUUCCCAGGAACCAGCGAAGGUGACCAGCUCGAUAGGAUUUUCCAGCUGAUUGGCACUCCUUCACACAGGGAGUGGCCUGAGAACGUCUCCCUUAGCUGGACAACGUUCCCUCGUAGACAGCCCAGGCGUCUGAGAACCAUUUUACCGGAUCUCGAUGAUAAUGGGGUGGAUCUGAUAAAGAAUAUACUCAUCUUCAAUCCACACAAUAGACUGACUGCUGCCCAAGCUCUCAGGCAUCCAUACUUCGCUGAAGAUGACUCUCGAUGAUCACCCCUCGAAUGUCUGAUUCAUCAUUACGAUUGAAAUGGUUAAUUCCGACCAGCGGAGUUAGUUUAUUUAUCUUCAACUGUAGACAGUAUAAAAAGUGAAAUGGCGUCGGUGAUCUCUAUAUUAGGGAUGUCAUCAAACUGUUUCUGGAUGAUACUACUGCGAGACAAGAGCCAAAAUAAUAGCAGUUCGUGUAAGUUCCUUCCACCACCUCAGUUAUUCCGUUAUCCAAAUAAGAUGGUAAACCGCCGACCAAUUAAGUCCUUAUUUAUCCGUGUUAUAGUAAUUAAAAUCCAAAAAAGCGACUUUCUUUGUACAGUUAUCAUUGCUACAGCCGAGCAAUUUCCUUAGGAUCUCUCGAUGAUAAUUUAUUCUGCUUUGUUGAAAUUUGAAAAGGAAUUGAGGAGGAAAAUGUUUGAUCUCUGGAAGCAAUAAUUAAUGUCUGUGACCAGUUAUUAACUUUUGGCCCUAAACAUCUCAAAGUAAAUUGACAGAUAUUGAAAGGUAAACAUUAUCGACCGUUUACAUUUCAAUUAAUUGAGUUUCUUGUUUCAUUCUUUGUGCUAAAUACUAAAAACUAAUAGAACUACAUAAUUCAUUUAAUUGAAGUUGAAGUUUUUAUAGAAACAAUUUCUUCGCAUUGUCCUUUCAAGUUUCAGCAGGAUCUUUCUUAUUUGUAAAAAAUCUUUGACAGGCAGAUGAAGGAAGGCCACAUGGCUUAUAAGGUGAAUUGAUACAAGUCAUGCACUAUAUUGGAGACAAUUUCAUGCUCUUCGUUGAUACAUAUCACUAAUAUUUUACACACUUUUCAUUAUAUUUCCUAGCCCUUGAAGAAUAACGAAAACGACACUCCUGUCGCAUUUGAAGAGUGGUGAGGGAAAGUGUCAAUGGAGUCGCAUAGAAAUAGAGGUGAAAAACUAAUUUUUUCUUUCUAAAUUAAGAUAUGUCCAUUUGUAGAAAGCAUUCUCGCGUGUCUAGAUCUUAGUAUUAACAAGGGGGAAAAAUUUAAUAUUUAGAUUAAUAUAUUGGGACCUAAGAAAGUUUUUUGGAUAAUCUAUUCCAUAAGAUAAUUUUGCAUCUCGAUUCUAAAAAAAGACCAUAGAAUUUUUCAUCUAAAUAUAUUUAUUAGAAUAAAUAGUAUUACAAAAGAAAGAAGGUUUCUUAUGCUAGGAGGUUUCUUAAUUAAGAAAGACUAAUUUUCACUAUUUUUUAUGCGAUGUUAUCGAUACUUCUCCUUACCCCUACGUAGUUACAAUUCUGGCCUCGAUUAGUAUCGAGAGCUCGAUCAAACUAAUGGUAUUUAAAAGCGGUAUUUGAAGUUAGUGUGUAGUGUUAUUUUUCUUUACGUUGUAAGUGAAAAAUCAAGAGUUUUGUACUUUUUGCAAAUGUCCUAGAUAUGUUGUAGCCAAAUAGAAGUCAGCUCUGAUUCGCUCUGAUUCAACGAAAUCAUCCUUAAGUGGGAAUGGCACUUGAUUGCUCUACUUUUCUUUAUAAUUUACACCAAACUUAUGCUGGAAUUUAAAAUGAUUAUAACAGGUUAGAAUUUGUCAAAAAUUAAUACAUUUCAUAACAAUUCUACCGUCAAGUUUCUACGAUCGGUCUACAAUUAACAUUCAAUUUUAAUUGUAAUUUCAAGUAAAACAGCAAUUCUCGUUCAAGGCAUACACGUCAGAGAAACGUCAAAAUUGACUGACAAAUAGUAACAAUGUAAUGCAAAGCUUUAGUGUUAAUUUAAAACGUAUGAUAUUUUCAAGAAACCACCUACACGUAAUAGUAGUACCGGUACAUCUGCUUUCACUUAAUGUUUACAAUCAGUUUAUAUUCAAUUCGGCAGAGGGACCAUUCAUCUCUAAAUCAUUAUCAUUUAUCAUUUCUUGAUAAUUUCUACUCAAAAUUUAUACCUCUAAUAAUUAAUUUUUAAGUGGUAAAUGAACUUUAAAUGAAUUAAAUCUGAUUUGCAAAUUUAACUUGACAAUAUUCACGUUUACACGUAACUAUAAGGUAGAGAUAAUGUUAUCGAUCAAUUUUAUAUUUAAAUUUGAUUUUUAAGUGAAAGCAGCGGUACCUACUUCGAAGAGAUAUUUAUAUGUAUAUGUAUGUGUAUGUAAGUCAGAGAAUUGUCAAAAUGUGACAGCUCCUGUCUGAGUUGAUAGCAAAGCUUAGGAUUAAUUUAAAAUGUAGAAUAUAGUUUUCCAUAAGACUGGGGUCUAUAUGACUCGUUAUAGUACUGUCGGAAGGAAUUAGAAUCCUCCACAGAGAACCAGAGAAAACACUGCCAUAAUUUCUUGUACGUAAGUUAAGCUCUUCAAGAGUUAAGUGUACUUGUUACUUCGUUAGUCCUGUAAUUUUAUGUACUAUAUGAGCAACGUGUAUAAACCUCGUCGAGAUGUAAGCCUUAUUUAUACCCAUCGGACUUAGAAUGUAAGUAUAGUAAGACAAUCAGAAGACAUAAGGCAUCGUUAAGACUGUAUAACUGCGAAAUAAAGAUUUUUAUACUUUUGUAAGUA
This is a messenger RNA of Orussus abietinus, 4038 nucleotides long. RefSeq names its product cyclin-dependent kinase 4. NCBI's taxonomy places the organism in Eukaryota, Metazoa, Arthropoda, Insecta, Hymenoptera, Orussidae. Gene Ontology annotation, molecular function: cyclin binding; ATP binding; cyclin-dependent protein serine/threonine kinase activity. Bases 104 to 1531 code for a protein of 475 amino acids. Gene Ontology annotation, cellular component: cyclin-dependent protein kinase holoenzyme complex; nucleus; cytoplasm. Gene Ontology annotation, biological process: signal transduction; regulation of gene expression; regulation of G2/M transition of mitotic cell cycle. The record is from RefSeq and is a predicted model, not a curated record. The transcript has 5 exons.